GGCAUGGGCCGUGGACGCGGCGGCCCCGCGGCAGGGGCAGCGGGCGGCGGGGGCGGAGGCGGCCGCUAGCGCCCUGCCCGGCGCCGCCUCCUUCGGCGCUCGUCCCACGGACUGGCAGGCGGCGGACCGCGAUCCAGGCUGAAGCUCCGGGCCCAGCCUGCUCUGUGGACACACAGUUUGCGGCAAGACAAGCUCAGAACUGAAGUUGUCACCACAGUUCUGGAGGCUGGGAAGUUCCAGAUCAGAGUGCCACCAGAUUCGGUGUCAGGUGAGGACUUGCUUCCUGGCUCACAGAUAAGAGCUGCAGGCAUGUUUAGGCCCAUCAUGUCUUCCUGGCGGAUGAAUCCCGUUAUCAUUAGGUAGCUUGGAGCUCAGCUGAGCAACCAGCACCAUCUGGUCACGAUGGUGGACACGGAAAGCCCGCUCUGCCCCCUCUCCCCACUCGAGGCUGCCGAUCUAGAGAGCCCAUUAUCUGAAGAAUUCCUGCAAGAAAUGGGAAACAUCCAAGAGAUUUCGCAAUCCAUCGGUGAGGAUAGUUCUGGAAGCUUCAGUUUUACGGAAUACCAGUACUUAGGAAGCGGUCCCGGCUCAGAUGGCUCGGUCAUCACGGACACACUUUCACCAGCUUCAAGCCCCUCCUCGGUGACUUGCCCUGUGGUCCCCGGCAGUGUGGACGAGUCUCCCAGUGGAGCACUGAACAUCGAAUGUAGAAUCUGCGGGGACAAGGCCUCGGGCUACCAUUAUGGAGUCCACGCCUGUGAAGGCUGCAAGGGCUUCUUUCGGCGAACAAUCCGACUCAAGCUGGUGUAUGACAAGUGUGACCGCAGCUGCAAGAUCCAGAAAAAGAAUAGAAACAAGUGCCAGUAUUGUCGCUUUCACAAGUGCCUUUCCGUCGGGAUGUCACACAACGCGAUUCGUUUUGGACGAAUGCCAAGAUCUGAAAAAGCAAAACUGAAAGCAGAAAUUCUUACCUGCGAUCAUGACAUAGAAGAUUCUGAAGCCGCAGAUCUCAAAUAUCUGGCCAAGAGAAUCUACGAGGCCUACUUGAAGAACUUCAACAUGAACAAGGUCAAAGCCCGCCUCAUCCUGGCAGGAAAGGCCAGUAACAACCCACCUUUUGUCAUACAUGAUAUGGAGACGCUGUGUAUGGCUGAGAAGACACUGGUGGCCAAGCUGGUGGCCAACGGCAUCCAGAACAAGGAGGCGGAGGUCCGCAUCUUCCACUGCUGCCAGUGCACGUCGGUGGAGACCGUCACGGAGCUCACGGAAUUCGCCAAGGCCAUCCCUGGCUUCGCAAACUUGGACCUGAAUGAUCAGGUGACGCUGCUAAAAUACGGCGUUUACGAGGCCAUAUUUGCAAUGCUGUCUUCCGUGAUGAACAAAGACGGGAUGCUGGUAGCGUAUGGAAAUGGGUUUAUAACUCGUGAGUUCCUGAAAAGCCUGAGGAAACCGUUCUGCGACAUCAUGGAGCCCAAGUUUGCUUUUGCCAUGAAGUUCAAUGCACUGGAACUGGAUGACAGCGACAUCUCCCUCUUCGUGGCUGCUAUCAUCUGCUGCGGAGAUCGCCCAGGCCUCCUAAACGUAGGACACAUUGAGAAAAUGCAGGAGGGUAUUGUGCACGUGCUCAGACUCCACCUGCAGAGCAACCACCCGGACGACAGCUUUCUCUUCCCAAAACUUCUUCAAAAAAUGGCGGACCUCCGGCAGCUGGUCACGGAGCAUGCACAGCUGGUGCAGAUCAUCAAGAAGACCGAGUCGGACGCCGCGCUGCACCCGCUGCUGCAGGAGAUUUACAGGGACAUGUACUGAGGGCCCCCGGGUCGGCCACACCAUUUCCGGGACUUCUGACGCUGACAGCACUACAGAGGAGAGAGAGGAGCGGCGCGAUUUUGCACAGAGACGCGCCACUUUAACCUUAGAGCGUGGACGGUCUAAGCUGUAGGUAACCGGCAUAUUAUCCCACGUCUUUGUUUUAACCGGUGCUUCUGAGAGUGCAGAACUCAAAUCCUGGUGGGAGGCGGCUGAUCAUCUCAGGACUGGGGAAAUUAAGGAGAAUGAUGCUCAGUGGUCUGAUUUUAACUCGCCCCUUAGAUCACGUUCGUGAUUUACCAUUUAAUUAACCGGUAACCUCAAAAUUCGUGGCCUGGCUUCCCAUUCACCCACCUUUUGACAUAGCGCUCCUUUGUGAUUCUGAAAAUUGAUCCGCACUUUUAACAUUUAUCAGCCUCUAAGUCUAGGUGUAUAUCCAAAGGUGAGGUAUGUGAAAAGCAGCAAAAUAUUUAUUUCAAAGACUUCACUUCUGUUUCCUGACUCUAAAGAAAGGCAACAGGCUGCUUUUCAGUCAUAGGAUGGAGAAUUUUAAAGAACUGUUGGAUAAGCUAUCAAAAUGCAGCUGUUGCUUUGUUUUUGGUUCAGUGUUCGUGGUUGUAACUAAUAUGUGGAAAAGCCCAUUUCCAGGUUUGCGUAGAAGAGCCCAGAAAAUGGAGUCUCAAGACCCCCAUCUGGACUGUCGUAAGCUAGCACCUGUGGUAAGCGGGACAAGACAAGCUCCCGAAGCCCACCCGGUCCACUCAGCUCUGUCCUGUCAACCUGAACCCACCCAGUCCGGCUGUCUGUGGGCAUGGUGGUAUUCUUACGGACAGACUGACGCCUUACUUGUAAAUGUUCCUCCGGGCCCCAUCUGGCAGCUCCCAUGUCUUCUGUUAUGUUGCUUUUAAAGAUAUGAUGCUUUAUUGUGGUAACUCUCGGGAGAGUAGAUGCUCUCUUGAGCGGAGACGAGGCACACAUGACUUCAUAGCUGGGCUGGGUGGGAGCUGGUCACCCUGCGGAUCUAGAGAGGGGGUAGGGUCUUCUUCAAAUGGAAGUUUUUUUUCCAAUGGCAGAUUUCACAAGAGUUGGUUAUUUUUUACAGUGGUUUAGGUUAUUAAGUCUCCUUUGUAUAUAAGCUAGUUUUUUCAACGUCUAAAAUAUUUGUUUUAGCCUUCACAAUCAACUUACCCACCUCAGUCCAGUUGGGAAAGCAGCUUUGAUUAUGGCAGUUUGUCGUGACCUGGAAAUUCUUUCUGACUGUGUCCACCUGGCAGACAAAUCGUCCCACUGAGAAUUUUCAGAUCGGGACUGAGCCUGCCAGGACUGUCGCCUCCAGGGAGUAGCUGGGCACCUGGACGUAUUGUCGAUGCCGCUUCCCCCCUUUAGAAAAUCUGGCUUUUCUGAGGUCAUUGUUAGUUUAAGAAUGGUUGGGAUGAUAAGGGUCCCGUGACCAGCAUUAUGAAAAUGCACGAGCGGGAAGCACACAGUGUGAGAAUUCCAAUGGAAACGAGCGAAAGUUGGGAUUAGGACAUCCAUUUUUUUUAAAAAUCACACAUUUAGUCCUGUUUUGGUUUUUGCAAUCAGGCCAGGCGCAGUGGCUCACACAUAGAAUCCCAGCACUUUGGGAGGCCAAAGCAGGAGGAUCACUUGAGCCCAGGAGUUCGAGACCAGCCUGGGUAACAUAGCAAGACCUCGUCUGUAUGCAAAAUUUAAAAGUUAGCUGACUGUGGUGGCAUACACCUAUAAUCCCAGCUACUCUGCAGGCUGAGGUGGGAGGAUUGCUUGAGCCCAGGAGGUUGAGGCUGCAGUGAGCUGUGAUCUCACCACUGCAUUCCAGCCUGGGUGACAGAGUGAGAUUCCAGCCCUACCCCUGUCAAAAAAAUAAAUAAAUAAAAGAUACAAUCACAGGGCCUGUUGGCCAGCAAUAGCAGCAGCAGCAGGCAGUCUGCCCAAGUGUCUUAGGAAUCAGAAGCAAAUAAGCGCGUUUCCAUAUAGGCCACCCGUUAAGUGGCCAUCCUGAUUCAGAAAGAAGCUAGCCUUUGAGUGGCAUGGUGCAUCCAUUUCAAUAUUCUCUCCUAAAAUGAGAAGCCUCUGUGCUGAUGAGACCCAGGGGCUGGAGCCCCAUGCCAAGCCUGUGCUGUCUCCAACGACCCUGCAACCGCUCGCUCUGAUGUGCCUUGUGCCUCUAAAGGUGAUGUGGCCCAGGAAAGUGAGCCUCGAGGUUUUCAGAUAAAUCAUCGUUCUGCUUAAACGUUCAUAAGACCUGUUUAAAAUACCUCCCUGUCUCAAACUUUCAGCAGUAACGGUAAGCUGACUGCCAGGUUCUACGUGAGCUCCUGGGGCGCUCAGCAGCAAUGGUGAGCGUUUGGUUUUCUUAAGGCCAGCAAGACUACCAGGGACACCUCUGCUGAAGCUGGAACGGAGACCAGUGACCUCAGGCUGAAAGUCACUUGACAUUGGUCUCUUGUGUUGACAGGAAAGCAAAUCACACAUUCCUAUUUCUUUAAACAACAAAACCACUAAUUGCCACUCAAUGCUAGGAUAUUUUGGUUCACCUGAUCAUAGAUUUCCCAGGUCAUUAAUACUCUAAUACAGGCGGAUCACGCCCCAGUUCAAAUGGGAGCUAUUAACGGAGUGCAUUUCUUGCUUGCUGGGUUUCAACAGACAUCAGCCAAAAGUACAAAAGAGAUGUCAGGACAGAUUCCAGGAGUGUCAGAGCGCAUGUGUGGUACCCACUCCCUCUGGCAGCCAAUGCAGGAAGUCGCCAGCUUUACCCACUCUUCAACAAGUCAUUGUUUAAACAUGGUUCUUCAUUUUCUCAACUUUUAAUAGCAAAAACUGCCAGAGUCCUCAGAGACCAGCCAGGCUUGGUCUAUCGUGCUGACCAGAGUGAAGGGACAGCAAGGGGCUCCUCCCAGACGUGCUUCUCGUGUGCCAGCUGGCUGUGGCUCGGGAGCAGACAAAGGCCUCUCCGCUGUCCAAGGGAGACUGGCGGCGCAUCCCUCCCUUCCCACCUCCUGGCACUUCCAGCUGGGUGUCCCACGCAUUGAAUUCUGUCCCCAUCAUACUUCCAGAGGCCGGGGGACUGCGCAGGCCUAAGGCUGUUUGGAUGAAUUGUCAAAACAAGAUGCUUCCAGUUACAGCGGCAGGAGCAGGGCGGGCAGCACAGGCUGGCAGCUGCUGGUGCCUUUCUUCCCACCAUGCUUGCCAGUUUCGCCUUGACCUUUCCUCCAGCUCUGAUGCGAAGAGUAUAAAGCAUCUUCCUAAAGGGUGUGUUUGCUAUAUGAACAUUACCAACAUGAAGUGGGGCAGAAAGAAACCCAGAGCUCGGCAUUCAAGGAUGCCCAGGAGAGCUGUCCCUGUUUUAAAGAGUUGUGUUUUGUUUUGCAUUUUAAGAGCAGAGAAGGUACCUUUCUGCUGCGCUGAUGCAUUUCUUACACUGGGCCAUUUAAGGCCCCAAGGGAAACAACCUGCCUGGAGCAUUCAUUGUCUGGAGGUUCCAGGGUCAGGGUAGCCUCCCAGGGCUGAGCAGGGGCUCAAGGCACAGUGAAAGAUAUGCCAUACCAUGAAAGGUCAACAGCUUUGCAACCACUUUCCCACAAUGGACAAUGUAACAAAUACCUCAGCGGGUCCUUCAAAAGGCCGUGCUAGGCUGAGUCACCCACCGCACUGCGGCCUCUGUAGUUGGGGCAGGUGGGACACAGACUCCUCAGGUGGGCACGCCUGAGCCUGCCGACACACAGAGGAGCCCCAGCUCAUAUGACGUCCAGGAGGAAUUUUGGCUGUUGAAAGAGAGCCUUGAAGAUACUCACCUGCAAAAGGUGCUGCCCCAGUUUGAUGAAACUGACAUUGGGCAUGACCUGGGCUUAGGAGAAGCGGCCGACGGUCCCGGCCUGCAGUGACCACCCCCGCCCCCAGCACACCCUCUCCUAUUCACCUCUUCCUGCUGGCCAUGCAGACACGGCUUCCUCAGAGAGACCCUACCAGACGUGGAUGGAAACAUGCAUCGAAGCCUGGAUGAAACUGUGACUCCCGAAGAUCUGACUCCUCAGAGCCUGCACCUGUGCCUCUCUGCAUUUGAUUCCAAGCACUUCCCCCCUCAAACUCGCAUUUUCAAACCACUGUGACUCCAGGCACAUUUGAUACUUACCAGCCAUAUACAUGACGGAAGGUUUUUUGGUUCUGAUCCAGUGGCCACACCUGUCUUCGGAAUGUGUCAAUGGACUCUAGUUUUAAAAUGGAUUCAUUGUUUCAACCCAGCAAGCCCAGUGCACCCACUAAGUCUGGCUGGACUGCCAGACUGGCCUUCGGUGGGGGGCUUCCCGGGGCCUAGGGAGAGCUGGCCACCUUCACCAGCUGGUACCUCAUCAACAGUGUGACCUUUCAAAAUGCAGAUGCCAACAGAAGAAUGUGCCAGGUGCCCACAGCUCAUCCCCCAUGGAUGCCAUGGCUCUGGGCAUCUUUCAAAGCAGGUUCCUGUAGUCUCCUCUGCUCCUCAGCUGUUUGAAGCUGUAACAGCAAAUCAGCCUCCAGAUGUAGGGCCUGCCCGGCGUUGCUGGCUGCUGGGCCCCGGGCACGGUGCACUUUCUCCACCUCCUGCCACCUCCCGGUUAUUUCCGGAUGCUUACACCUGGUGAGUGCAAGGACAGGUGACCCUGGGGCCUGCAGCCUUGCCCUCAGCUCGAAUCCCAUGGCCAGCCGUGUCCUCUGCAGUUAACAUGGUUGGCCUGAUGCACGGUUCCUAAGGGGUUACUUUCUGGACAUUCUUUCACGUUCAGUCACUGCUGUAGAUUCAGGAGAGGCAAGGAAAUUACGUUGUCCAUAGAAGUCACCCAUGAAGACUGAUGCCACCACCCGAGGGCUCGUGAGCAUUAAAGUGUCCACGGGAACCUCUCGUCCACAGGAAGUCUGUGCCAACACUUCCCAUUUUUACACACUGGCAUUGCCAAGCAUGGGGAAGUAUUUGCUCUUCUCAUGUUAAGAGUGACCCAGCUUCUCUUAACUCGGUCCACGCUGACUUGUUCAGCCACACCGAAAUGUGUUACCCACCACAUCUUUACAUCGAGCAAAGGGGGCUGUGUGCAUCUCCCUGAUGGUAGCGAUGAUGGCAGCUGUCAUUCAAAGCCACCUUCGGACAUCACAGUCUGAAAGUGAAACAUCCAGAUAUCUGCGGCAGGAAGGCAGGAAGGGCCACUCAGCUGCGGCUUUAUAGAUCGAUGAAGACUGUGGCCAACAAAUGCUGAUGAACCUCCCUUGACUGCCGAGGGCAACCCAGGCGCGUCUCACCGAGGGAUUAUUCGAUGCCAUAAAAUCAUCCAGUGGCCUUCCUGCUUCUGAGUCGGUGGCCCUUACCCAGGGCAUGUAUUCCACUGAGAGGCCUUCUGCCUAGAGAGAUCUAAGAUUGGGUGCCCAACGGUUGAGGUCUAGGUUUUUGCUAGGAUUUAUAUAUUUUUAGGUGCCAUUUUGAUAGCAAUCAGGAAAAUGGUCACUGACCCCAUAGACUAGGGUAAGAAUAAAGGCAAUACAGGCCGGGCGCCGUAGCUCACGCCUGUAAUCCCAGCACCUUGGGAGGCUGAGGCGGGUGGAUCGUGAGGUUAGGAAUUCAAGACCAGCCUGACCAAAAUGGUGAAACCUCAUCUCUACUAAAAAUACGAAGAUUACCUGGGCGUGGUGGUGCAUGCCUGUAGUCCCAGCUACUUGGGAGGCCGAGGCGGGAGAAUCGCUUGAACCCAGGAGGCGGAGGUUGCGGCGAGCCAAGAUAGUGCCACUGCCCUCCAGUCUGGGUUACAGAGCAAGACUCCAUCUCAAAAAAAAAAAGAAAGAAUAAAGGCAAUAUAUUUGAUCUGACUCAGAAUAUAGGAGAUCCAUAUAUUUCUCUGGAAACCACAAUACACACUAAAAUGUGAAAUUGGAAGUUUUGUUAAAAAGAAAAACAUGAUGAGCUUCAUGCUUUGUUUAAUUACAUAAUGAUUUCCAUUAUGCUAUUUCUGUGAAAUGCAGCACGUUCUGGAAUGUUAUUUCAGUGGCAUGGGCUGGAAGCUUAUCACAAAAAGCCGUGUGUGUGGGCUUCUUAUGAGAACAGAAAGGGGCUGGUGCCCAGGGCUGCUGCCUGCUCUGCCUUUUGCCAGCUCUGGAUUAUUUGAGGACAUCUCUGCAGAUCUGGAAUGGAGCUGUCAACCGACCAUUUGCUUCUCAAAAUUUCAGUUUCAGACCUGAGAGGUAUGAUCGGUUACUUCUCUCCCCCUGGAGAGCUCCUUUUGUGAGGGAGAGGAGCUACAGCAUGUGGUUCCCCUGAAACACAUAUGACGACAUCCUUCCGGCGUCCUUUGCCAACAAAAACAGACCAGACCGUGUCCACGUUCAAUGUUGCGUCUUCAUAGAAGCAGCUGAUGACCUCAAGUACUUGAGUGGCCUCGUGGCUGUCAGAGGGACUAUUUGCAACAACAACAACAACAAAAAAAAAAACGAAAAGAAAAAAUGAUUUUUACAUCAGAGACAGCAAACUAAGACCUAGGUGGGGGUCAGCUUUUUUUUAAGUUUGCAGUUUGGGUCAAAUGUGAGAAGGAUGUCUACCUGCUGCCUCUUUUCUUGCUGCUCUUCUGCCCACACCUGGCAGCAAAAAUCCAUUCAUUUAAUGAACUGAGAAAGUGCCACACACCCUGGCUCCCAGGAAAAGUGGUGACCCAAGUGUUGGGGGGAUGCUACAGUCCCGGGAGACACGUUCGGGCACCUUCCCCGGACCCCAGGCCUGGGCUCUGCCUCAAGUCAGUGGGGGUCAGCCUUCCGGCCCCGAAGAGGAGGGACUGGCCGAUCAUUUCACAGUAAAAUCACUCACUUUUGGCAACUUCACUUUUUUAAAGGCUCAGUCAGUUCCUUUUUCAUGUACCUCACAAGAGAUGAAUCCCACAUAGUGCUCUUUUCGCUAAUAUUACAGUGUUCAUGUUAAAUAUCACUUUACUUUUUCUACCUUGUGUGGCAAAAAAGAACUGUUAAUAGCUACAUCUUAAAUACUGUGAUGUGAGUUUUUGAAAAGCAUCCUAAUACAAAUAUCUUACUAACUUACAAUCAUUCAUCUAAUAACAAACAUUUGGAUUCUUCUGAAAUCCGUGUUCAUUGACUCAGAUUCUUAAAAAGCCUGGCUCUUGAACCUAUUGGAAACACAAAGGAAACUGAAAUCAGCAACUCAGACACACUGCGCAUGCGUGGGUGCGCACACAGCUUCUCAUUUCACCGGAGCCAUGCAGAAUUUACUUCCAGUGUGGAAAUCUCUUCCCUUUACCAUACUGUGCAUGCACAGAGCACAAGAGAGUCUAUCUCUAGUCACCUUCACCAGCAAGGCCUUAGACUCCAGGUUAGAGGCCACCGAUUUCAUGCAACAGUGUUUGGCUAAAGACCCUUCACUGCUCCUGUUUAGUAAAUAGCUGUCUGCUCUUCAGGGAACCGGUACCUAUGGGUUAUUACCAAAGACCUUCAGCAAUCGGAAAUGUCCUGAUGGAAAUUGUUUGCACGUGCCUGUUCUCUGGCAUCCUCCAGGUGGCCCAACCCAAAGUGAAAAGCAGAAACCACAGACCCUGUGAGUCUCCCCAUACCAUUUCCAGUGACUUGCUGAACUUAUCGGUGCAUAUUGGUAACGUCCUCUGGGACCCAUAAUGUCAUCAUGCCACAACCCUAGGGGAGAGGGUGGACAGACGCAAGAACGGUGCAAAUCCCAGGCAAGGACUGGGCUGUCUGUCCACGUCCCUUACUAUUCAUGAGUGCCUUAUACUCGCAGUAUUUCAGGGCUUACAGCUUCUUAUUUAUGCUGAACAGGUGCAGUUCCAAAGCAGGAACUGUCGCGCGGGCUCCAGCGUCUUCUCUCCAAUGUCAUACCUCUCUCCUGGUGGGGGGACUGGGCAUCCAGGACCUCAGGAAUCAAGGGUGUGCAGAGAAGGGCAGAUGUAAUUUUUCUAGUCACGUGAACUGAUUGGUUCCAGGCAAUUAGAAAAUGGCCAUAAAAUAACCUUAAUUUUAAAAAACUCUUGGGUCUUCAUUACCCUAUUAGGAGGCUGAACUGACCACACGUAUUGAUUUCUAUCCUGACCAUAUGGGAACUUCUGUUCGGGAUGUCCUACUGUAAGACUGAUGAAUGUACACAGUUAAUUUCAGGGUACAGUUUUGCCUUAAUGGUUUUAAAAAAUAAACUAUUUUUUAAAAUGUG
Messenger RNA from Callithrix jacchus (white-tufted-ear marmoset), 10006 nucleotides. It is a transcript of the gene PPARA, whose product is annotated as peroxisome proliferator activated receptor alpha. The record is from RefSeq and is a predicted model, not a curated record. Gene Ontology annotation, cellular component: nucleus. Gene Ontology annotation, biological process: cell differentiation; positive regulation of fatty acid metabolic process; fatty acid metabolic process. Gene Ontology annotation, molecular function: zinc ion binding; nuclear receptor activity; DNA-binding transcription repressor activity, RNA polymerase II-specific. Lineage: Eukaryota; Metazoa; Chordata; Mammalia; Primates; Cebidae.